UGCGGAGAUGUGCUGGCUGGCGGGCGGGCGUGCCGCAACUGUCACUACGGUCGUAUAAAGUGAAGCCCUGCUGCCGCCCCUCGUUCGUUUCUGCUCCCGACAAGUCUGCGACUUCGACGUACACCCAGUCAUUCCUUGGAAAAGCACUCUCUUUCCAAACACACUCAUUUGCAACCCAGCUCCCCUAAGGGAACUAUCCACAUUCGUUUCUUAGCGAUUUUUGCUCAGCGGCUAGACCCUCGUCCACCCACACACUCUACCUACAAAACCUACCUACGUUUUUGCCAAUCCCAGUCGAAAGUACUCGUCCUCAACUGUCAAAAUGCACGCCAUCGCGACUCUUUCUCUCCUCGCCCUUGCGGGCUCCGCUCUCGCGGCUCCGGCGCCCCGCCAGCACCGUGGACCCAAGAUUGUCUACGAGACCAAGCUCGUCACAGUCAUCGUGACUCCCGGUCAACCUCACCCGACCCCGGCUCCUGAGCCCCAGCCAGAGCCCUCCUCCCAGGUCGUCGUCCCCACCACCACCGUCGUCAAGGUCGAGACCCCGAGCGCCCCCGCGGCUCCCCCGAGCAGCGCUGUUGUUGAAUCCUCGGCCGCCCCUGUCGCGACCGCUCCCGCCAGCACCGGCUACAUGGCCAUUGUCGACGAGUGGCGAGCCAAGCUCGGCCUAAGCAAGCUCACCGAGGACUCCCAGCUCGCGGCCAACGCGGAGCGCACUUGCGCCGAGGGCAACGGCCAGAUGGUGCACCAGCUCUUCAGCGGCUCCAUGGCGCAGGUCCUCGCUCCCGGCGGCCCGGAGGACUUCGAGCACGUCUUCGUCGGCGGCUGGCUCUGCGAGAGGCCCGACAUGGCCGGCAUGGACGGCAUCUGCGCUACCGCGUCCGAGGGCUGGGCGUACGCCGGGCAGACUGGCCACGCGGACAUCCUCACCUCGCCGUCGUACAGUAAGAUUGGCUGCGGCAACGCCGGCGGCAUCUGGGGCUGCGAUUUGGCAUAGACGAGGAGGUGCAAGAGAAAGAGGUCGGGAUACCUAAAACGUUUUUUUCUUUGGAGAGGGCCAAGCGCUGACGCGCUAAGAUUCUGUUCUUGUACUGUACGUUGUUUGUACGCUUCUUGUCCAUAGCGGCGCGCUUCCGCUGCAAUUGAUGCAUUUUCACGACUGUCAUCUCAUCUGCGUCUUCUUCGCUUCCUCGAGUGACCUACGAGCUGUGACGUUUCUUGCUGCAUGGGCGCCUACUUUUAGCCAGCUGACUGGAGCAGUGAGUCGCUAAUUUCGCAGCGCGACGAAUGACGGCAGUGGGCGCUAGCAUAUGUGCUGCGGCGUCGCCAGACAAAUUUGCAGCUGCUGUACCUCCGUCAG
Messenger RNA from Trematosphaeria pertusa, 1360 nucleotides. RefSeq lists its product as uncharacterized. The record is from RefSeq and is a predicted model, not a curated record. The coding region runs from base 323 to 997 and encodes 224 amino acids. Lineage: Eukaryota; Fungi; Ascomycota; Dothideomycetes; Pleosporales; Trematosphaeriaceae. The transcript has a single exon.